AUGAUUUACUUUUUGUUUUGUUUAAUUAAUUUACUGCAUUUGGUUAAAUGCGGAUAUAAAAUAAGUCAUAGUGGAAAUAUUGUUAUUACAAAUCAAUUUAAUAGUAUUGUUGAUAUAAAAUUAUUAGGAGAAAAUGAUGCAUUUAAUUUAGAAUUAAGUGACAUUAUUAGAUUCCCAGUAUACUGUAUUCCUUUCAGUACUAUUGAUUAUAAUUCUAGUAGUAACCGAAAGUCAAUAUAUUUUAUUAAACAUGAAUUCAAAAAUUUACUUUAUUUAUAUAAGAAUAAUGUCAAAAUAAUGCCAAUUAUUUUUCCUGAUCGAGAUUAUAUUUCUGGAUUAGCAGUGAAUAAUGGUUUUAUUUUAAUGAUAACAGAUAUAGAUUUGUAUAAAAUUGAUACUGAAAAGAAAAAAAUUAAUCUUUUAAAUGUUGAAGCAGGAAAAUAUACAGAUAUAUAUAAAAAUAAAGAAAUGUUUUUUUCUAGCGUAAUUUCAGAUAGUAUUGAAAAUCAUUUCUUUAUUAUAUGUUCUAUAAGAGUAAAUUAUUACAUUUUACAUGUAAGAUAUGAUGAAAAGAACGAUUGUAUAGAGAUAUUAAACGUAAUAGAUAAUAUAGAUAACGAACCAUUAAGAGUUGUGAAUGGUGUAGCUGUGAUUGAAAAUCGUUUAUAUAUAACUGAAAAUGCAGAAAAUAUUAUUAGAUUUACUCUUGAUAGAGAAAAAAAUAAUGCAAUAACAGAAAAUGUGUUUAGUUAUACUAAUGGAAAUAAGAUAGUUAGUUUAAGUGGCAAUUCUAAAUAUGAUAAAGAACUUAAUGAAAAUACGGAUUAUUUAAUAGUUAAUUCAAAAAAAAUUUCUUCUGGUAUGCCAUCUUCUGAAAGUUGUUUAGAUUUAUUAAAAAUAAAUAAAAAUAAUACUGAUUUGUUUAAUAUAGUAGAUUUGUUUAGUAAGGAUAUUAAUUUUUUUUACUUUAAUAUUUAUGAUGCUCAUAUAUUUGUUGAUGACCAGUAUGAGCCAAUGGAAUUAACUAAUGCCUUAAAUGAAAAGGCUAAUUUUUUAAAGUAUAAUAAAAAAAAAGAAUUAGAAAUAAAAAAGAAACAAGAAUCCAAUAAAUAUAUAUUAAAAAUUAUUUGGACAAAUGAUUAUAAUUGCACAAUUAAUAAAGGAUUUGUAGAUAUAAGAAAAUAUAAAAUAGAAAAAAAUGGUGAAAAAAAACUACCAUUUACUUAUAUAACAAAUCAAUAUGCUUUUGCUCCCUAUACUACAUCUGUAAGUCACUGCUCAAAAAAAAAUUCUAUUUUUAAAGCUAUAUGUUAUUAUGAUUCUGUAAACAAUUAUGUGAACAUCUUAAAUGAACCUAGAGAAUAUAACACUGAAUUUACAGGAACUUAUCAUUUUGACGGAUUUAAAGAUAACAUAGCAUUUGAUUACAAAUCUAUUUCAAACAUACACGUAUUAACAUAUCCAUUUAAUAAUACAGUAUAUGUGUAUUUUGACAAAAAAUAUAUAGAAAUCAAUUUGCCACAACCAUUUGGUAUUUCUAUUGACAAAAGUAAUAGUUUUGAUGGAAAAGUUAUCAUAUAUGUUACAGGAAAUGAUGACAAAAAUAAUUACGUAAAUAAAUGUGUUAUAAGUAAAUUAGAAAAAGAAUAUGAAUGUUAUAAUGUUUUUAAUAAAAAAAAAAAAUAUAAUGAAUUAUUUCAAUAUAUAUCCUAUAUCACAAUUAAAUCUGAAGGAGAAGAGUUAACAUAUGUAUAUGUAACAAAUAAUAAAAAAACUAUAUAUAGACUACAUAAACAAGAUAAAAAAUGGAUAUUUAAUACAUGGUUUCAAUUAGAUGAUCCAUCACAACGUAUUGGCCCAAUAUCAACUUCAUUAAAUUACUUUUACGUAACAAAAAAAGCACUAAAAAGUUUGAUUGCAACAUAUCCAGAUUCAAAAAUGUUAUUAAAAAUAAAGAAUGCUAAAAAAGAAGAUUUAUAUAUAACGGAUGAUAAAUAUAUCUUUUUAACUGCCUCUCAUACUGUUAUAUUUUGCGCUAAUAAUGAUUCAUAUGGACGUAAUAGUGGGUCAACUAUUCAUUUUUAUGCUUCCAUAUUAAAAGAGAAAUAUUACCAAUCUUUUGGUGUAAAUAGUAUCGUGUUUAAUAUAUCAAAUGAUUCUAAAUUUAAUUAUUAUUUGAAUUAA
Molecule: messenger RNA, 2184 nt
Organism: Plasmodium gallinaceum
Lineage: Eukaryota; Apicomplexa; Aconoidasida; Haemosporida; Plasmodiidae
Product: translocon component PTEX88, putative
Exons: 1
Coding region: 1-2184 (727 amino acids)
Source: RefSeq, a predicted model, not a curated record